AUGGAUAUCGAUACGAAGAUCAAGGCAUACCGCUUCGUCGCUUAUUCGGCCGUCGUAUUCUCGGUUAUUGCCGUCCUGUCCGUGUGCAUUACUCUGCCCAUUGUCUACAACUAUGUGCACACCGUUCGUCGACAACUCCACAACGAAGCCAUCCUGUGCAAGGGAUCAGCAAAAGAUGUCUGGGCAGACGUGCAUAAUCUGAAGCGAUUCCAACAGCCUCACAACCGUACAGCUAGGCAGACUGGCUAUGGAGACGCUGACGAAGCUCAUCCUUCAGAUACUCCGCGAUCGAAUGUACCAGUUUACGAUGCAGGUUGUGAAGGCUGUUGUCUUCCUGGUGCCGCCGGAGCUCCAGGAGCUCCUGGUAAGCCAGGACGUCCAGGCAGACCUGGUGCACCCGGUAUGCCAGGUAAUCCUGGACGGCCACCGAAAAUGCCAUGUGAGAUGGUCACUCCCCCUCCAUGCAAACCCUGCCCACAAGGACCACCUGGCCCACCUGGAGCUCCUGGAGCACCAGGAGACAAUGGAGUCAAUGGAGAACAAGGACCACCAGGCGAAGACGCAGCUCCCGGAGACCAGGGACCAAAGGGUCCACCCGGAGCCCCUGGAAAACCUGGAUCACCAGGAGAUGCAGGAGAGCCCGGACUUCCAGCUGUCUGCGAAGCACCUCAAGCAGGAGAGCCUGGACCAAACGGUGAUCCUGGACCAGAAGGACCAGUGGGACCAAGCGGUCAACCCGGAACUGAUGGAGCACCAGGUCAACCUGGGCCUAAAGGACCUCCCGGACCAGACGGAAAGCCCGGAGCCGACGGUAAUCCUGGCCAACCUGGCCCACAAGGACCUCCCGGACAACCUGGAGAGCGUGGUAUCUGCCCCAAGUACUGCGCUAUUGACGGAGGAAUCUUCUUUGAGGACGGAACUCGCCGUUGA
Ostertagia ostertagi is the source of this 930-nucleotide messenger RNA. Lineage: Eukaryota; Metazoa; Nematoda; Chromadorea; Rhabditida; Trichostrongylidae. The record is from the annotation of a GenBank genome assembly.